Messenger RNA from Parascedosporium putredinis, 2892 nucleotides. The record is from the annotation of a GenBank genome assembly. Lineage: Eukaryota; Fungi; Ascomycota; Sordariomycetes; Microascales; Microascaceae.
AUGCCCGUCGUCCGCCUCGAGCGGGACGAAAAGUCGCCCGCGUCCAACACGGGCCCGGGCAUCCUGUCCUCGUCCUCCUCCGACGACGAGGACAAGAAGAUCGCCGACACCAAGGAUGGCGUCUCCAUCAACGUCGACCCAGACCGCACCCGGGGCAACUACGACGGCGAGGCCAUCGCCACCCAGGUCUCCGUCUACGAUGACCCCGAGACGGCCAAGCACUACCAGCCCCGCGCCGACUGGGAGAACCUCCAUCGCUUCGAUCCUCUCGCGCGCUGGUCCUGGAACGAGGAGAACAGGCUCAUCCGCAAGAUUGACGUGCGCAUCAUGAUCUUUGCCUGCAUCAUGUUCAUGGCCCUCGAGCUGGACCGUGCCAAUAUCAGCCAAGCCGUUACCGACAAUUUCCUCGGUGACCUCGGUCUCACGACCAAUGACUUCAACCUCGGUAACACCGUCUUCAAGUUGUCCUUCCUUUGCGCUGAGCUGCCGUCUCAGCUCGUGAGCAAGUGGAUCGGCCCCGAUCGCUGGAUUCCGGCGCAAAUCAGCUUGUGGAGCAUCGUGUCCUUGAGUCAGUUUUGGCUUAGCGGCCGCACGUCGUUCCUCGUCUGCCGAUCCCUCUUGGCCAUUCUCCAGGGUGGUUUCAUCCCAGAUAUUAUUCUGUACCUGUCUUAUUUCUAUAAGCAUCAUGAACUCUCACUCCGCCUCGGCUUCUUCUGGACCGCCAUGUCCAUCGCGGACAUCAUCGCCGGUCUCCUGGCCGCUGGUAUCCUGCAGCUUCGCGGUGCAAACGGCCAUGCCGGAUGGAGAUGGCUUUUCCUUCUCGAGGGUCUGAUUACCUUGGUUGUUGGUGUUCUCGCCUUUGGCCUUAUGCCUCCCUCGCCGACCCACACCAAGCACUGGUUCCGGGGUAAAAACGGCUGGUUUAGCGAAAGGGAGGAGAUCAUCAUGGUCAACAGAGUCAUCCGUGACGACCCAAGCAAGGGCGACAUGCACAAUCGCCAACCAAUCACCCCCAAGCUUUUGUGGAAGAGCAUCACGGACUUUGACCUCUGGCCUUUGUAUAUCAUUGGCAUCGUGUGGAACAUCCCGGCGACGCCCCCCAACCAGUAUCUCACUCUGAUCUUGCGCGGCAUCGGCUUCGACACCUUCCGUACCAACUUGCUCACCAUUCCCACCACCUUCCUGCACAUGGUCACCAUGAUGCUGCUUACCUACACCGCGGAAAUCGUCAAGGAGCUCACCUUUAUGUCCAUGUUGAGUCAGAUUUGGCUUCUUCCCUUCCUGGUCUACCUUUCCGUCAACGAUAUCACCAAGAUUGACCGAUGGGUCGCGUGGGGCGUCUUGACCGCUCUCCUUGCAUUCCCCUCUCCUCACCCCAUCCAAGUCGGCUGGAACUCCCGCAACUCCAACACCGUCCGCUCCCGCACCGUCUCCGCCGCCCUCUACAACAUGAUGGCUCAAACCGGUGGCAUAAUCGCCUCCAACAUCUACCGCGCCGACGACGCGCCCCGCUACAAGAGGGGUAAUCGCGUCUUGGUUGCCAUCGUGUCCACCAACAUUGUGCUCUACCUGCUGACCAAGGCCUACUACGUUUGGCGCAACAAGAGCCGCGACAAGAAGUGGGACGCGCUCUCGGCUGACGAGAAGCGCAACUAUCUCGAGACUACCAAGGACGAGGGAACGAGAUGGACACCAAUCCUCCCUCGGAACCUGCUCCCCUCAGGAUACCAUCGUGAAGCGGAAACAGCAAAACGAGGUCAUGUCGCCAUCAGUUCGCGCUGCGUUUAUAGGGGCUCUGGUCGCCGGAUCAGCCCUGGCAGCCCCGGAAUCCACGAGCGAAGGCAGUCCGAAACCUGCUCCUCGGUCAAGAAGCGCCGCGCGUGGCACACGCUCUCGGAUGACGAAAAACGCGCCUAUCUCGAUGCCGAGGUGUGUUUGAUGAACACGCCGUCGACAAGCGACCUCCGCGGGAGCAAGUCCAAGUUCGACGACUUCCAGGCCAUCCAUGUUCUUCAGUCCGAGAUUGCUCACUUUGUUGGCCAAUUCCUCCCUUUCCAUCGCCUAUUCGUGUACGCCCACGAGCAGGCUCUGGAAGCCGAGUGCGGAUACACAGAGGGCCAACCGUACUGGGCCGAAGAGGUGGACGCCGGCGCGUUCAGCAAAUCCGUCAUCUUCGACGCAGAUCUCGGUUUCGGCGGAGACGGCGCUCCCGACACGCAGUGCAUCCAAGACGGUCCAUUCGCCGAUUACAUGAAUCCUCUCGGUCCGGGAUACACCAUCGAGGAUCAUUGCAUCCAGCGCCAGAUCAGCGACAGGGCAAGCAACUCGGCCCAAGAGAGCGUGUUGGAGAACUGCAGGAAUAAGACGACCUUUAUGGAAUUUUGGCCUUGCAUCGAGGGCGGCCCCCACGGAGCCGGCCACGGCGGAGUGGGCGCUCAGAUGUUGAACCCCGUCUCGAGCCCUGGCGACCCCUGUUCUUCAUGCAUCAUACUUGGUUGGAUAGGCUCUGGGCUAAAUGGCAGGAAGGCGACCCCGAAACCCGCCACGCCGAGAUUGGCGGAAACAACGAAGCCACCGGAUUCUUCGGAGGUGGCGCGGGCGGGUUCCCUGGAGGUCCGGGUGGUGCCCGAGGAGCCGGCCGAUCCGGAAGACGCCGAGGACCCAGCCGAGCCCCGCAAACUCCCGGAGGAGGUGGAUUCACGCCGCCGUUCGGAGGCGGUUUUGGAGGCGGCAUGCCAGGCUUUGCCCGUCCGGAUGACUGCCCCGGAAAUCAUCGGGGACCCGGGCAACGAGACUACCUUGACCCACCUCUUGGAGAUGUACGGAGUGGUGGAGGACCGCACCAUCGCCGAGGUUAUGGAUAUUGCUGAACUAUGCUAUGAAUACGACUAG